AUGCAAAAUGAGACAGAAGAUUUUUUAAUAGCUUUUUUUUUUGAUAUUGUGUUUUUUGCCAUUUGUGUUUGUAUAUGGUUAUAUUUGAGGAAAACACGCGAUGAAACAAAAAUAAGUGAUAGUAUAUACAUUUUAAAUAAUAAAGUUCAAGGGAAUGUAAAAUUAGAGAAAGAUUCCCCAGUAGGGGGAGAUAAAAAAGAAAAUAAAUUUCGAACCUUUUUAAAUGUAAAAGAUGACAAAAUUGUUAAUACGGAAAUAAAAUAUUAUUUAUUUUUUUUAAAAGCAAAUAGAAAUAUUAUAUUUUCAUUAUGUAUAUUAGGAAUAUUUUUAGUUUUACCUUUAUAUUUAUCAUUACCACGAAAUAAUUUAAAUAAUCCAUCAUUUUUUAAUUAUAUAAGUGCUGGUAAGAUAUCAGAUAUUAAUGUAUUGACAAUUUUAUUUUUUAUUACAAUAAUAUAUAGUGCAAUAUCUUAUACAUUUAUAUAUUUAUUAUGGAGAAAAAUACGGCCAAAUAAAAAAAAAACAAAAAAAUUUUUACCACAAAAUUUUACUAUUAUGGUAUCACAUAUAGAUAAAAAUGAAAUAAAUGCUUAUAAAAUAUAUAAAUAUUUUUGUAACUUAACAAAUAAUAAAGUUGUUUCAGCAUAUCUUAUAUUAGAUUAUUCAAUAGUUUAUCAUGAACAAAAAAAAAUAUUUAAUGCAACAAAGAAUUUAAAAUUACUUAAAGAGAAUGAAGAGAAAAAAAGUACUAAACAUGGAAGAUCAAGAAUAUUUUUUAGAAGCUUGUUAAGUAAAAAUAAAAAGACACAAGAUUCUACUCUAUCUAUAUGUGAUAAUAAUGGAGUACAAGUAUCUAACAAUGUUCAGGAUCAAUCUGUGUCAGGUAAUAAUAUUGAUGGAAGUAAAUGUGAAGAUGGUAAAAAAUGUGAUGACAUUUUAAAAGUUGAUGAUAAUAAAAUAUAUUUGAGGAAUAAAUAUGACAGUGAAACACCAAAUGAUGAUGGAUGUAAUGGGGAGCAAGAUGGUAUGACUAAUAAUAAUAAAUGUGAAAAUGAUAUCCGUAUUAAUACAGAAAGUAAUGAUAUAUUACAAUAUAUAGAUUAUAUAAAAGGAAGUGGUAAUAUUGAUAAUAAUGAUACUAUAGGAAGUUCAAAUAGAAAUCGAUUUAAAAAUAUAAAUGAAAAAAAAAAAGAUUCUUUAAAUUAUAGUAGUAAUAAUUAUGAUGAGAAUAGUAAUUAUGAUAGUGAACAUAAAAGAGAAGAUUGUAAUGAUGAGCAUGAAAUAUAUUCUAAAGAAUCAAGUGAAGAAGAUGAAGAUGAUGAAUUAGAGGAUAGUAAAAUGAAUAAUAAAAAUAUUGCAGAUAAAAAUUAUCCAUAUAAACUUCAUAUUGAAAAAAAUUUAAUUAAUAGUAAUAAUGAAAUGAUAUUUUAUGGUUUAGGACCAUUUUCAAAUAAAGAAAAAAAUAAAUUUUCUAUUAAAAUUAAAAAAAAUAAAGAUAAAGAUUAUUUUAAAACUACAAAAAAUAUAUUUAAUAAAUUAUAUUUUUUUAAAAAAAGUAAAAAAAGUCAUUGGAAAAAAAAAUUAAAAGAGCAUUUAAUCAAAUUUUAUCAUGUACAAAAUGAGACUCCUAAAAAAUCAACAGGUGUAUGUUUUGUUUCAUUUAUUGAUACAAAAUCAGUUCAUGAUUGUAUUCAUAACAUUCCUUUUACUGAACGUAAUAAAUGGGUUAUAUCCAAUGCACCUCCUAAUUAUGAUAUAAUAUGGAAAAACCUUAAAAAUCAUAGUUAUAAAAUAUGUGCUCGUUUUAUUAUAUUAAAUGCUUUGUUAGUAUUGGCUAAUACUAUUAUUAUUUUAACAGUUACUUCAAUUGAUAAUAUUUUAAAAUUAAUGAUUAAAAAAUAUAGGGACGAAUACCCCAACUCAGGAAACAUCAGUGCUAUCAUAACAUCUUGGUUAACUCCCUUUAUUGUUAUCUUUGUGAAUAGUAUAAUCCAGCCUGCUUUAAUCACUGGAGUGUCAAUGAUAAUUGGGUUUAUUCGGAAAUCAAGCGAGCACACAUAUGUGUUGCAGGGAAAUUUUAUUUUUUUAAUUUUAAAUACAAUUCUUAUUCCAUUACUAUCUUUAUCACCACUUAGUUCGAUAAUUAAGAUUGUGUAUUCCGAUGAAAUAGGGCAAUGGUCGACACGUCUAGGAGCUUACUUAUUUAACUCUAGUGGUUUUUUUGCUAUGAGAUAUUUACUUCAUUGUUGUUUUUUGACGUGCGCAAAUCAGUUAUUACAAAUUCCUCAGUUUUCAAUGAGAUCAAUAAUCAAAAAAUUAACAAAAAAAGAAACAAGUACAUGGACUUUUGAUUUUGGCUAUUGGUAUGGAUUUAACACGACGAUUUUAGCCUUAAUAUUAACCUUUAGCGUUGCCGUUCCUUUCAUUCUGCCCUUGGGGUCGCUAUACUUUUUCCUGCGGUAUUACAUAGAUAAGUAUAACUUGAUUUAUGAAGUAUGCCGAACAAAUUUGGAUAGUCACGGAGCUAUAAUAAGAACAGCGAUUAAAUUUAUGCUUUUUUCAGUUGCCUUUUUUCAACUUGUUAUGUUCACUUUUUUUUCAAGAGUAGAGAAUAAAUUUAUUUCAGUCGGUCGGAAUAUUCUCUUUUUAUCAUCAUCCCUUACGACACUACUACUUUUAUGCAGAUCUACUGAAUGGGUUAGUACAAAUCAUAUUAAAAAAAAAAAAGGGAAAAGAACAUUUUGUUACUUAUGCGAGAAAAAUGUUUAUGUAAGUAAUUUGAAGGAUUUAAAUAAAUUAAAGUAUGCAUAUGCUAAUCCAUACGAAACAAAAAGAUGA
Messenger RNA from Plasmodium vinckei vinckei, 2838 nucleotides. Its product is annotated as conserved Plasmodium protein, unknown function. The record is from RefSeq and is a predicted model, not a curated record. NCBI's taxonomy places the organism in Eukaryota, Apicomplexa, Aconoidasida, Haemosporida, Plasmodiidae. Gene Ontology annotation, cellular component: plasma membrane. Gene Ontology annotation, molecular function: calcium-activated cation channel activity. Bases 1 to 2838 code for a protein of 945 amino acids. The transcript has 6 exons.